Molecule: messenger RNA, 530 nt
Organism: Carica papaya (papaya)
Lineage: Eukaryota; Viridiplantae; Streptophyta; Magnoliopsida; Brassicales; Caricaceae
Source: RefSeq, a predicted model, not a curated record
GGUAAAGAGUUUGUUUCCGUUCAGGAGUUGAUACGAGAGGACUCCGAGAUCCACCUGGUAGUCGCCCCCUCCGCUUUCGCCUCUGUUUACGUAACUCCACUUCUCUUCUUCUUCUUCUUCUUCUUCUUCUAUUUAUAUUAUUCUCUUCUUCUUCUUCUCCUUCUUCUUCCCCAAUCUCCUUCGCAAAUUCAAAUCAUCCAAUAUGGCCUCCACUCUUGAUUCCUCCCUCUCCAACCUCAACAUCAAUGCCGAUUUCUUCUCUUCCGCCCCUAAUCUCCAGCGCAAUCUCCACCUCCUCCUCCCUCAACAGAUUGAAUUCGCGAAGAUGCUAUUGGAGAUGGGCCAGAGUCAUUUGUUUCAGCACUGGGCAGAUCCUGGUGUUGAAGACGGUGAGAAGAAAGCUUUCUUUGACCAGGUUGCUCGGUUAAAUUCAAGCUAUCCUGGUGGUUUGGCAUCAUAUAUUAAAAAUGCGAGAGAACUCUUGGCCGAUUCAAAAGCUGGAAAAAAUCCAUUCGAUGGUUUCACACCUU